AUGAAGCUGCCAUAUUCGCUAUCCGUACUGUCGGCUAUAAAUAUCAAAGUCGAACAACAAUCUAUACUCGCUCUACCUAACCGACUGUCCAACUUCCCCGUCCGGUGCGGAGCACCUCAGCAACCAUGGCCUCGCAAACAAUACGGGACUUCAGCUCCAGCUUCGCAAGCUAGCAGUGAACCCAAGAAGCCGGCAUCAGCCCGCCCUGCGCUUUCGUUGACCGACCAAGUCCGCCUGCUCAUGCGCCGUGUACCCUACCCCGUCGCCAUCAUCACAGCCACAGAUCCGCAGGGCCCCAUCGAGAAAGCUUUCCGCGGCAUGACCGUCUCCUCCUUCAACACGGUUACCCUCCAUCCCUUGCCCGUCAUCUCGUUCAACGUGCGCCGCCCAUCAGAGACCCUAACCGCCCUCCAGUCCUCAGGCCGGUUCCUCGUCCAUCUCCUAGCCCCCACCCCAGCAACCGCAGCCCUGGCCCGGGAUUUCUCCAGGGGAAACCACAAUCUGGCACUCCUAAGUGGAAAGGGAGACUUUGAAUUCGCGCAGCAUGUUUCUGCCGACGGGUCCGUUACGAGACCGCUCCCCAUCCUGCGACGGAGAGCCAUCAGCCAGACAAACACCGAGGAGAGCGUCGAGGACUUCCCGUUUGUGUUCGAGUGUCAGCUCAAUCCACAGUGUGUGGAGGUCUACGACCACACAAUCAUCGUUGGGACCGUCGUGCAACCGCUCUUCAGGCAUCUUCCUGAAUCAGAGGCGGAGACGUCAGUAACGUCCGGCUCUGCAAAGGAUUUAUGCCUGAUAUAUGCCAAUACCAAAUUCUGGGGAAUGGGCCAUGAAAUAUAA
Aspergillus fischeri NRRL 181 is the source of this 840-nucleotide messenger RNA. Its product is annotated as flavin reductase family protein. Lineage: Eukaryota; Fungi; Ascomycota; Eurotiomycetes; Eurotiales; Aspergillaceae. Gene Ontology annotation, molecular function: FMN binding; riboflavin reductase (NADPH) activity. The record is from RefSeq and is a predicted model, not a curated record. The transcript has 2 exons. Bases 1 to 840 code for a protein of 279 amino acids.